Molecule: messenger RNA, 309 nt
Organism: Caenorhabditis remanei
Lineage: Eukaryota; Metazoa; Nematoda; Chromadorea; Rhabditida; Rhabditidae
Exons: 4
Coding region: 1-309 (102 amino acids)
Source: RefSeq, a predicted model, not a curated record
AUGCCUCGCUCAAGAAAAGCUCAAAAAGUCUCUACCGUUUCUAGCCUGAGAGCCACCCGCCAAAACACUGCUUCUACCUCCAAUCCAACAUCCACUAAAUCUUUGGUUAAUCCUCAAACUCCAAAGAAAUCAAUAGAUCAGCAUAAUGUGAAAAAAAGAAAGAGGUCUGCAUGUCGUCCAUCCACCUCUACUCAUCAUGUUCCGGAUUUAUCGGACGAAGAAGAACUAUGCGAUCCAACUGAGGUUCGAUCUACAACAGUUCAAAAGUCUUCCCGGGUUCUGCGAAACUGUUGUCAACUAUUUCCCUAA